AUGCUUCUGCAGAAACGUCAAUUUUUCAAUAACGCGCUCAGCGGCUACGGCGGCUAUGGCUUCCCCAGUGGCGCCUAUUCCAGCAGCUCGAACGGAUACAGCACGCAAAACUACCGGAACGCCGCGACCACCUACUCGCCCUUCGGCGUGUCUAACAGCUUCAAUGCCGGAAGUAGCGCUACCGGCUACUCCAACAACUAUAUGGGCUAUUAUGCUAAGGACGCAGACGCCAAAAAACCUACCAAUGACUCGUAA
Messenger RNA from Puccinia triticina, 255 nucleotides. RefSeq lists its product as uncharacterized. The transcript is spliced from 2 exons. NCBI's taxonomy places the organism in Eukaryota, Fungi, Basidiomycota, Pucciniomycetes, Pucciniales, Pucciniaceae. The record is from RefSeq and is a predicted model, not a curated record. The coding region runs from base 1 to 255 and encodes 84 amino acids.